AACAAACACCACAAUCAAUCGACGCCAUCUUUUUUGUCAUUUCAAUUCUUUGUGGUGUUUUUAUGAUUAUCGCAUUUGGUCGCAAGGCGGCGCUGUUUAGAAAAGUUGCUGAAGUUGAGAGAUAAAAGUGGCACCAAGAUGAAGAGUGUAGUGUUACUGUUGUGUUGUUUGGUUGGUCUGUCACAUUGUGUUUUGAUUGAAUGGACUGCCUCGGAUUAUCCUAACCCUCAAGAAGACCCAGAAGCUUGUGGUAGAUACAAGUCAUCCUAUGUGUGUGAUCCUAAUAAAUUAAUCAGCAAAAGAGCAGCUGAUUUCCUAGACCAUAUUCUGUUAAACCUACAGAAUGAUACAAAAUGUCCAUGUUCACGUUAUUCCUGUGAGAGGAACGGCUACAACAAGGGAUAUAUCAUGGCUAUUGCUCUUGUGAAGAAAAUCUAUAAACCAGAAAAAGUGAAGGAUACAGUAGACAGUAGGAAAGCAUUGGUGAAUCAAUUUGCUCUUGAUUUACUGAAUAAACGCUGGAACGGUUGGGAUGUGUGUGAUGAAGUUGUUAUUAUUGUCUUCUCUAAAGACGAUGGUAUUCUGACAACAGUAUCUGGUAGUACUCCACAAAGAGUGUUGACAAAUUCAAUCACGAAAGCUAUUCAGCUAGAACUUGCUAGAUUCUUCAGAGAUGAUGGUGGAAAUGUUGGUCAGGGACUGCACUAUCUUACCAUGAAUUACAGACGUGUGUUGGAUGGCUACCACUACUACCCAAUCAUGUAUUCAGAUGUAGUACCAGACAGUGCCGCUGAUAUGAUCAAGGUGUCUCUCGUUACCAGCUUAAUAACAACCAUCCUUCUCAAAAUAUUCUGUUAACUAGUGUGUUGGAUAUAAUACCAUCUCAUCACUAGUUUGAACUUACAAUUGUCUAUGCAAGUUUGAAGCUUCUGAUAUUACCAGCUGAAAGGAUAAUACUUUAAAUAAGAUCUCAGUUUAUUUAUUCUGGUACUUGUGUAUUGUGAGAAAAACAUUGAGUUUUAAGAUUACAGAUUUCUAUCAUAUUAAGAAUUUAAGUCAUUUAAUGAGAUUAAUAAAAUUUGUUGAAAGUUAAUUAGAUGAGACUUUCUGUAUAGGACUCUUGAACAAUAACUAGUUUUGAGUUUUUGUAUUUGUUGAAGGGAGAUGCUGCCUAUUAUUCAAGAAUCUCUGUACUGAUUAUUUUUAUAUACUGACACUUCAUUUGUUAUAGAAAACCAUUUUGAAAUAUAAACAAAAAUUUGUACACAAAUAAUGUUUAAUGUGAAGCAGACAAUAUGUUUGCCUGAAGAGAUUUGAAGGAGCUCCACUGUGGUCAAAAAGCCUAAAACAUAAAAUUUGAAAUUCUUACAUAGAUAAAGUGAAGGCCUUAAAACGGAAAAAUCCGCUAAAGAUAAUAGAGAAAUAUAGUUAAAAUUAAUAUGAAUAUCAAUUUUUCGGGAUUUUGCCAGUUAUGAGUGAAAAGCUUUGCAACAAAACCCAAUGAGGAAAUGUUCUAAAACUUUGCACACAAGCUUUUUAUCCAGACCAGAUCUACAUCAAAUGCCUCACAGAUCUAAGAAGAUAUUUCCAGUCCUGUCAUGUCGUAAAACCCUUAGUGGAGCCCCUUUGAAAAUGGAGAAAGAAUCUGUUACUUGGUGCUAUUUGUAUAGUUCUGUGUUUAUUACAGUGCUAACAUUAUUACAUUUGUAGGUUUUGUAUUUUUAAAACUUAUAUCAUCUGUUACCUAGCAUAUCAUUUAAACUGUUAUAUACAUUUAUAUACAUUAUAUCUAUGCUUUUAUAAUUAAUAAUGCAAAUUAAUUUCUUGAAUUAUCAUCAGUUCUGUAUAAUAUUACAAUGCCAACUACAUGUAUUUUCCCCCUAAAGUGCCUCAAUUUCUCCUGUAAGAGUGGUCUGUUUACAUAGAAGCAAAAUGGAGGCAUCUGUUGUUUCAUUUUUUAUUUCCACAAAUAGUUAUUUUGGAAUCUUGCAAUCAAUAAUUUGACAAUAAUUACAGUUUGAGUAAUAAGUAUGUUCUUUUUUUUUUAGAUUUUAGAAUCAUAAUUUUUUUAAGAGUGAGAAGUGUUAUGUUUAUUACAUGUAUCUAUGCAAACCUUGUACAGAAUGAUGUAGAUUUAUUAUUCUUAAAUUACUAUAUUAUAGAAUCUCAUAUACUGUAUGAAAAGCCUCACUGUUUUACAAUGAAUUGUAUGGGUAAUUUAGACAGGAAUAUUCAGUACACCAAAGAAAAGUUCUUUAUCUUUAUGUAUAUUGCCCUCCAAUUAUUUUAGCCGAAAUUGUUUUCUGUAUGGUGUUAAAUGGUUAAUACUUAACUUUUAGGAUGUUUUCAAAUUGUUUUGUGUGCAAUAUAAGGUUGAUAUAUAAAAUGAAGAUUUGUGAUUUUUGUUUUACUUUAAUUACUAAUAUUUUUGCCACGUUUUAGUACACAGGAAUGUUUUCAUUGUUUACAAAGGUGUUUUUUUAUGUUGUUUUAAAUUUUACAUUCACUUUUACCUUAUUUUUCAUAAACAUCAGUGACUGAGUUUUCAAAUGAGAGCAGUUUAAUACAGAAAAUCAAUUAAGGGAUCUUUAUUUCUUAAAUUCAAUAUUAUCUGAGACUAAAAGUUUAGUAUGUUUAUGUUUUAAGAUUGUGUAAAACUUUUACUUUUUGAUGUAUCUUAUUUUUAUAUUCAUGUGUUAGUAUGCAUUUCAUUUUACCUACUUGUAAGUUGCAUGCUUUUGCUUGUAUUUUAUAGAGUUUUAGCUCAUCUGAGCAUAUAAUGCUAAUGUGAGCUUCAAGGAUCUGUGGCUGUCUGUCCACAAUUAUUUCAUCUGACAUUGCUUAAAAGGCAUUUGGGCCAAAUUUGUUGAAACUUGACUUAGAUGUUGAUUACAUUAAGCUGUACCAAAUUUGUUCAAAUGACUGUUGUCCAGUGUAUAUAUCAUGAAGUUUAAAAUAGCUAGUAAAGGUCUGCAGUAAUCUUUGGUCUUUUAUGUAGAUUUUCUUAACUGAUGGGCCAAACAUUACAAAAUAUCUUUUUGCAAUUAGGGUUUGAUAUUGUUAUGUUUUCCCUUGGGAAGAUGUUGACAUGCAAUCUUUAUUCAGGUGAGCGAUAAAAGGGCAAUACAGGCCCUCUUGUUUAUUGUUGCUGCUUUUUAAAAAAAUGUUUUGUAUUGUUGUUUUGUAUUAACAUUUAGAGGAAUCAUUUACAGGGUAAACUUGUUAAAGUGACAUUAUCCUAUUUUCAUUGGCAAGUUAAGCUGAAUUAACCAUAUAUCUAAAAGAUUUACCAACAGUUGAUAUUGAAAAAUGUUUAGGAUGAAAUAUAAAUCUGCCUAAAUCCAGCUCUUUUUAUGAGUAAAUUCCGAUGAUGGAUAUUUAUAUAAAUUCCAAUGGAUAUUUAAAGAUGUUUCCUUGGGCCACGUGAGUGAAUUAAUCGUUUAUGCGAAGUAAAUUUUAAAUUUGAAAGGAAUUACGGCAAAAUUUAAACUUAUUUUGACUUUCAGCUGUUUACUCACUAUACACUCUUGAAUGGGUGUAAUGUCACUUUAGUACUAGUAAAUUAACACUUUUGCAGUUUAAUGUUUUAAAUGGUUGUAGAUAUAGAUCAUGACUUGUCUAUUCCACCAGUAUAAAGUCCCGUCAGCUGGUACAUUUAUGCUGUCUGAUUAGACUCUAUAUUGUUGACUGCUCAAUUCUUAAUUUUUAUUUUGAAACCCUUUAACUUACAAAUGGACUGUGUCAAAUGGACUGUGUCAUACUCAAAGCAAGGCAACUAUGAUAACUGAAAAUUAAAGGCUGGUAAGGGUUAACAUUGUUAAGAUGAUGGUUACAUUGAAAAUUUCAAGCUUAUUAAUAUGCUCUUGGUUUUUGAGUUAAGACUUACCAUUGAACCUUAAAUGUUUAAAAGUAAAUUUCAUGUGUUUUGAUAAAAGUGUUAAUCUAUGAAUUUUAUGAUGGUUCAACAGUAUUAUGAUUUGUAUGGACCUCAUUUAAAGAAUGAAUAAAAGACUCGCUGUUUAGUUUAGCCAAUUUUAGUUAUAAAAAAUAUUUCUGGACUACUUUAUGUUAGGACUUUAACCAAAGAAGGAAUUAUAUAGUCAUUGUUUAGUAUAGCCAAUACUAGUUAAGUUAUAUAAUUCAUAAUUACUUGUAAAGAACGAAAAGACCCACCGAUCCUAAAGGAAUAUACUUUUAUAAUGAUUAUCUGCUUUAAUGUUAUGUGUAUUGUAUUAAAUGCAUGCAAUAAAAUAUUUUGUUUUUAUAA
Messenger RNA from Ruditapes philippinarum (Manila clam), 4267 nucleotides. RefSeq lists its product as uncharacterized. NCBI's taxonomy places the organism in Eukaryota, Metazoa, Mollusca, Bivalvia, Venerida, Veneridae. Bases 139 to 858 code for a protein of 239 amino acids. Gene Ontology annotation, cellular component: acetylcholine-gated channel complex. The transcript is spliced from 6 exons. The record is from RefSeq and is a predicted model, not a curated record.